UUUCAAGCUGACAAAAUGAAAUAAAAACAUUUAGUGCAAUACACCCCACAAAACUUCACAAAUACGUAAGCGUAAUAUACUUGUUAAAGGUAAUGUAUGUUUUAGUUGUGUUAAAUAAAUGCAAAACAAAUUGUUUUCAUCUAGAAAUAACCUUAUUGUGAAUUUGACUAGAAAUAUAAAGAAAUACAACACGUUUUAAGAAAAUGGCAGGGUAUAUUGUGCCCGUGGAAUUAUUCUGUCUGCCCUUAUUUUGGAAGUUUGUGCUUGCUUACUUCAGGUCAUUAAGAAAUUUGACAUUAUUCCAAACAAUCUAGAUGCAACCCUAUGGCUAUACAACAAUAGUCGUAAAGAUUUUGUUAUAUUUUAGGAUAGGCUGUGGAGAAAGAACAGACAACCACCGCCAUCUGGUUCUUGCAUUGGUGUAGAUUUAAACAGAAAUUUUGGAUUUAAUUGGAAUCCAGCGAUUGGUGGAAGUACUUAUCCAUGUUCGGAAGUGUAUGCAGGCACCAAAGCAUUAACUGCACCGGAAACAGCAGCUGUUAGAAAACUCAUGCGUGAUAUUCAUUGCCACACAAUUGCAUACCUCGACAUACACGCUUAUGGACAAAUGUGGUUAUGGCCAUGGGGAUAUACGGCUGAUGUUUUGCCAUCUGAACUCGAAGACUUGAAACACUAUGCAAAAGUAGGAGCAAAUGCAAUCAGCAAGAAAUAUAAUACUAAAUUCAUUAUUGGUGGAGAUGCUACAGAUUUAUAUCCAGCUUCUGGAGGUGCAGACGACUAUGCAAAAGGCGUGGCUGGUAUACAGUAUUCCUAUACUGUAGAAUUGAGAGACGAAGGCAAUUACGGAUUUGAACUUCCUGUCAAUCAAAUAGUGCCCACUGGAGAAGAGAUGUUAGAAGGCAUACUGGCAUUUGCUAAGGAAUUAUUUGUCCGAGAGAGCCUAUAA
This is a messenger RNA of Mytilus californianus (California mussel), 946 nucleotides long. RefSeq names its product carboxypeptidase B-like. The record is from RefSeq and is a predicted model, not a curated record. Gene Ontology annotation, biological process: proteolysis. The coding region runs from base 551 to 946 and encodes 131 amino acids. Gene Ontology annotation, molecular function: zinc ion binding; metallocarboxypeptidase activity. The transcript has 4 exons. Lineage: Eukaryota; Metazoa; Mollusca; Bivalvia; Mytilida; Mytilidae.